UGUCAGCAGAUUGAUGGAUACUUCCUGGAUUGGACUGAGUGAUCGAGAGAAAGAGGGGACCCACAAGUGGGUGGAUGGUACCCCCAUGACCUCAAGUUGGAGACACGUUAAACCACGCGAUGACGGCGGAGCAAGAGACUGCGUCGUAGCAGGGGAGGACGGCUGGUCUGAAGAACCGUGUAACAGACUGCACCACUGGAUCUGUGAGAAGGUCCUAGACCUGGAUCAUCUGGAGGCUGAGCGGAACAAAGAGGGUUCAGUGAUGCUCACGGAGGAGGAGGAGGAGGCCCCCAGCAUCACAGAGUUCCACUCCUCUACCCACGUGUUGCCCGUGGGCCAAACGGCCCGCUACACCUGCAACGCCGGCGGCACGCCGGAGCCCACAGUAGAGUGGCUCCACAACGGCAGGCCCCUGGUGAGGGACGGCACAGACGACCAAUCAGAGGCCUGGGUGGAGAGGGGCUUCCUCUUCGUCAGAGGUGGGAGGUACGGCGUGAACACGGUCUGCUGCAUGGCGAGCAACAGCGCUGGCACGGCCAAUCACAGCGCUGAGCUGCUUGUCUUUGAUGCCUGUGACCUCACACUGGACCCCAACACGGCCUACAGAGAACUCUCUCUGUCUGAGGACAACAGGAAGGUGACGCAGGUUGGAGAGGACCAGUCGUAUACGGAUCACCCAGACAGAUUUGACUCCUGGCACCAGGUGUUGGGUAGAGAGGCUCUGACUGGCCGCUGUUACUGGGAGGUAGAGUGGGAAGGAUGGGUUUGGAUAGGAGUGACAUACAGAGGAAUCACAAGGAGAGGAGGGGGUGAUGACAGCCUGCUUGGAGGGAACAACAAGUCCUGGGUUCUUUAUUGUUCUGAUGGUCGUUACUCUGCCUGGUACAACGGUACAGAGACAGUCCUCCCUCUCCGCGCCACUGGCUCCACCAGAGUAGGAGUGUAUCUGGACCGGCCUGCUGGCUCUCUGUCCUUCUACAGAGUGUCCCCAGGUGGAGGAGGGUCCUCAGACACACUGACACACCUCCACACCUUCUGGUCCUCCUUCACCCAGGAGGACCUCCUCCCGGGGGUGGAGGUAUGGAGGGGGGGGUCCUCAGCCUCUCUGUGUCGGUUGUAGAAAACAAAACGG
This is a messenger RNA of Gadus chalcogrammus (walleye pollock), 1132 nucleotides long. Its product is annotated as E3 ubiquitin-protein ligase Midline-1-like. The transcript has 4 exons. Gene Ontology annotation, molecular function: protein binding. The coding region runs from base 14 to 1120 and encodes 368 amino acids. The record is from RefSeq and is a predicted model, not a curated record. NCBI's taxonomy places the organism in Eukaryota, Metazoa, Chordata, Actinopteri, Gadiformes, Gadidae.